GAGAACAGACAGCAUACAACAGAUGAACAUGGCUCAUAACUUUACAACUGAUUCUGUGGUGAAGAACACAGCUGAGGCUGUUAUUGUUCCACUGAAAGAUGGUGUUUCCUCCCUGAACAGAGUCUAUGAGGCUCUCAUUAAAGCAGAUGUAGAUCCUGUUACUGGUAAAUGUUCUAACUAUAACUACAUCAGAGAGCAGAUAGUGCAGGCUCAUCAGCACCUGGAGCAGUCAGAACAGAUGGCCAGUUCAGGGUUAAAGAGUCUGGAUGAAAACUUAGCGAGACUUAUACAGGACGAGGGGAAACUGGAACAAGAGAUGAAUGCUACAAAACAAACCUUAGACAACUUGAGAACUGUGCAGGGAUCUAAUGAACAAUUACUCCGACAAUCUCAAGGAGCUUUGGAGCAGGCCAGGAGAAACCUAAACUCAACAAAACGCACACUUCAGGAUCAGGAAGACAGGAAGAAAAAAGCUAAAAUCGUCACUGGGGUUGGGGCGGGACUGUUUGCUAUACCAGUCAUUGGAUGGAUUGCAGGUUCUGGUAUGUUGAUUGGUGGUGCAGUUGAACUGCAACAAGCAGAACAUGCUGUCAGGGUAGCUGAAGAUGAGGUGAGAAAGUCUGAUAAUGAAGUGAGAAAAUAUGAACAUAAAGUAUCUGACUAUGAGUCUAAGAUCUUCCAGACCAGAUGUGAUAUCAACCAAAAAGAUGAAAAGCUGAAGCAGACACGUGAAGGCAUCCAGAAGUUCAAGAAGCAGAUUGAGGUUAUCGCUGAAUUCCAGAAGAAAGCAAGAAAUGCUGUUCAGCUCCUGGGUGUGCUGAGAGGGAGAGCCAGUGUGGCUGAACAUCAGACUCGUAGAUUCAUCCUUCAGGAGCCUGUGAUGAAGGUGAUGGAGGAUGUGAUGAAGGCAACAAAUGAUAUCACAGGCAAUGAUCUUCUGUACAACAAAGGCAUGUUGCAACUCAUUGAGCAGAUGAAGGAGAACAACCGACACCUGGCAGCCAUCUGUGCUGCAGAAAACAACCCUCACAACUACUAGUGAUGGGCAUUUAUUGUCAAUUACACAUUUUAGGAAGAUAAGAUAAGAUAAGAUAAGAUAAGAUAAGAUAAAAGAGAAAAAUUAGACUUUAAAUGUAUGUGUGUUAGUGUGCUCAACCCAUAUGUUCUUUACCCCUUACCAAAAUCCCAAAUCAUUUUUUUUUAGCAAUUAUAAUCAUUAACAAUACAGAUUUUAAAUAGAGACACAGAAUCUAUUCUUAGGGUUUUUCUUUUUUUAUGUUUUAAAUGUGUUGGUGUUCUCUUGAUCCUAAAAGUGAUUCUUUCUCAGUUUGUAAUCACCCACUGAAAAAUACUCUGCUGUAUUAUCUCUUUAAACAAUUAAA
This is a messenger RNA of Clarias gariepinus (North African catfish), 1382 nucleotides long. RefSeq lists its product as uncharacterized. NCBI's taxonomy places the organism in Eukaryota, Metazoa, Chordata, Actinopteri, Siluriformes, Clariidae. The transcript is spliced from 4 exons. The record is from RefSeq and is a predicted model, not a curated record. The coding region runs from base 23 to 1039 and encodes 338 amino acids.